AUGUCCCAGAUGGUCCAGAAACCACAGAUCACUAACAAACACAUGCAGUCAAAAAGGAAGCAGUGUCAACCUCCCCGAGGUGGCAGCUGCCACCGGGGAAAAUGGGUUUGGUCAGUGACAUUUUUUAGACCUUUUCCCGCUCUUGAACUUGCAGCCUCCUACGAGCAGGAGGAAGGGCAGGGCACCCAGCAGAGUGCUCCCAGUGACCACGAUACCUGCCGCCAGAAGCCUUACUGGGAGCAAGUCCGGGUGCGCUUUGCUCUUACACCAAGUGGGGGAGACACGCUGGGUGUGGUGGGGCAAGACACAUACCCCCUCCUGUUGAGCGCUUUCUACCGCUGUCCCGUUCAAGUCAGGCCCCGCCCCGCUUGUAAACCAGCCCCCAAGGCUGUGCCCCAGUUCCCCGGGCACCUGGCGGGGCUCGGCCACCAGGUGGUGCUGCUGCUCCGAAAGUCCCAGCCCGCCCGCUCCGCCGCGCCGCGCCCCACGUCCAGGCCUGCUCCUAGCCACGCCCCCAGGCUCCGCCACGCCCCAACUCCGGCCACGCUCCUAGCCACGCCCCCAGGCUCCGGCCCCGCUCCUGCCGUCCAGUGCCUCCGCCCCCGGCCGGGCUGCGGCCCGGAGGAUGGCGCGCGAGCAGGGCGCACUCACCUGGGCCGGGCGCCCACUGCAGCCGCGCCGAGGGCGGACGAGGGUGGCUGCUUCCAGAGGUGGGGUCAGGUCGGGUUGUCCUCACCGCAUUCAUGGCGCUGGCCGACUGAUGUAGAAAAUGACAGUCCCCUCGUGCUCCACUUUCCUCGUCUGCAAAAUGGGGAUAAUCACAGUGCUGACCUCAAAGAACGUCCCGGGAAUGAAGUGUGUCCUUCCCUGCAGAGUGCUCGGAGGGCCCUCAGCACCCGCUCCCUGCCAGCGAGAAGCGGAGCUCGGAGGUCUUCCCCCUUCCCCGGGGCCCCAGCCCUUCCCUGCGGGGACUCUGCGCUGCCCGAGGCCCAGUGCCUGGGACACACCUUCCGGCCGCUGGUCCCUCCACGAGACCCCUUUCCACGUAAGGGGUGUGCCUGCAGCUGCCUGGCCGGGACCCUCUCGUCCCCAGAGUCUCUGUUCCUGUCAAAGAGGAGGACCCCAGCCCAGAGCCCAGGGAGGCGGACACGGCCGAAACUGCCAAAGACACCCAGCCGGGAGGUGCCCGUGCCCGCUGCCACUGUGACACCAACACGGCCCUGCGCACGGUCAGCGGCUGGUGCAGGAGGCGCCUCCCACCAGGGUGAAGCAACGGCCACCAGGUGGACACCAGCCGGGCCGCAGACUGAGAGCCUGGGACCGGCCAGCCUGGUAUUAGGGCCCAGCCGUGGCUUUAGCGACCAAAGAGGACAUCAGGGGGGGUGUGAGUCCGGGGAAGGAAGUCUGGAUACCCACAGUGGGUCAAGACUCUCACUUUAUAACCUUCUGGGGGGCUCUAGACCCCUUCUUUGGGACCGUGCUGAGUGUGGCAUCACUGAGGGUGCAGCCCCCUCUGAUGGGGGGCGGCUCUGGCCCUUUCCCUCGGCGGCUGGGGGCUGUCCGCGUCUCCCUCGCUGCUCCUUGUUUGCGGGCAGGGUGGAGGGCAGGCGAGGAGCGAGUCAGAGCCAUCCCGGCACCCCAGCGCGCCCCGUGUCCCCCCGGGCUCUCCUGCGCUGGCAGGGAGGGAGCUGUUCCUCGGAGGGCACCGCCCCACCUCCGGCAGCCCCUCUAGGGGGCCAGCACGGUGCCCACCCAGACUCCACGCCCCGCCACCCUCUACAAUACGAAAGAUAGUUUAUUGAAUCUAUA
Molecule: messenger RNA, 1809 nt
Organism: Balaenoptera musculus (blue whale)
Lineage: Eukaryota; Metazoa; Chordata; Mammalia; Artiodactyla; Balaenopteridae
Product: translation initiation factor IF-2-like
Exons: 4
Coding region: 1-1794 (597 amino acids)
Source: RefSeq, a predicted model, not a curated record